AUGGCGAAAAUGAACGAGCUGGUGAUAGCAGGGAUGAAUUUAACGUGCGUGCUGGUGGCCGUGGCGGAGUAUCAGAUGCCCGAGAAGGAGUGCCUCCUCAAUUUACUCGCCAAGGCGCUAGGCUACGGCAUUAUUCUGGGAUCUACGAUAUUGAAGCUCCCACAGAUUCUCGUGAUCAUCCGCAGCAACAGCAUAGAGGGUCUGAGUGUACCGUCGUUUGAGAUUGAGUGUAUUGGCUACACUAUUUCCGUGGGGUACUGCCUCUUUAAGAAGGUCCCCUUUACUGCAUAUGGCGAGCUGUUCUUCCUCCUCCUGCAGUCGCUCAUCCUCAUGUUCCUGAUAUACUCGCAUCUGCCCAACCAGGCGUCGACCACAUGGAUCAAAGUGGGCAUCUAUUCCGCCCUGGUACCAAUGCUGUUCUCAGGGGCAAUGAGCGCCAACCUAUACGAGACCAUCUAUAACGCCCAAACGGCACUGUUCACCAUUGGACGCAUCCCUCAGAUGUGGAGUAACUACGUGAGCAAGAGCACAGGGCAGCUGAGCGUGUUCACCACAUUCCUCACCUUUGCUGGCUGCAUCGCCCGUCUGUUCACGUCUAUCCAAGAAAAGGCCCCUCUUAGCAUGGCCAUUGGGAGCAUUCUGGGUGUGCUAUCACAUGGCACUAUCUUUGCACAGAUAGUGUACUACACUUACAUCCGCAAAGGAAAGGCUAGUGUGGCUGCUGCCACACAGGGGAGCACCGACAAGAAAACGGAGAAAUCAAAGGGCACGGGGAGUAAGGCUAAGGCUGGAAAAGACAAGAGCUUAUAG
Messenger RNA from Closterium sp. Naga37s-1, 810 nucleotides. The record is from the annotation of a GenBank genome assembly. NCBI's taxonomy places the organism in Eukaryota, Viridiplantae, Streptophyta, Zygnematophyceae, Desmidiales, Closteriaceae.